CAUCUUCUGUUCUGUGCGAUAACCAAAUUUUCUACCGUUCUGUGUUUCUUCCAUCUGACAUUGAUUUAUUUGAUUUUCGAAGCAGCCUCUUGAUGGGUUCCCUUCGAUCUGAUUCGGAGGUAUUCCUCAUCAUAUUUAAACAGAGAGGCUUAGAUUAUGCUCAGGAAAGUUGAGUCACUUCGCCUUUUUAGUUCUCUUACCCUGGGCGCAGUGAAUAACAUCCUGCCAAAUCCAUUCCUUCAUCAGUUUUUCUCUUCUGGGUGUUUUCUGGAUUCUACUUUUUUAAAAAAAAAAAAGAAUUAUGGGGUUCCGAUGAUGGCAUGGAAUCUUUGAGACCUGAUCAUCUUAGUUUGAUGAAAGUUAUAAGCAUGAAAGCUGAGGAUCCCUUUUCUUUUAAAUUUCUGGAUUUUGUUUUGGAUUUAUUUGUGUUGUGUUGUGUUGUGUUGUGUUAUAGAUGAUGAGUAUGCACUGGGCUCUGAGCAGUUUAUUUAACUGCUGCUUUUGAUGGACAAUGCAGCCUAGAAAGCUAUGUCUGAUAUAUUCUAGCGUUUGUAUCUUCUUCUUUUUUAUAGUUUUUCCCCAGCCCAUGGAAAUAAUUGAAAAUGGAACUGAGAUUUUCUGAGAAUGAAGAGUUAUAUAUAGAUGAAAAUGUUAUAACCAGAAAUCACUCGGUUAUAUUUCAACUCUUUUUUUCAUUACAUAUCGUACACCAAAAUGAAAAUAAUAUAUGCAUCCUUUUGUA
Rubroshorea leprosula is the source of this 742-nucleotide messenger RNA. Lineage: Eukaryota; Viridiplantae; Streptophyta; Magnoliopsida; Malvales; Dipterocarpaceae. The record is from the annotation of a GenBank genome assembly.